AUGGAUGAUAAAGGCAACGAUGGCAAAAACUUGGGUGAUACAGGCAAGGAUGACAAGGACAUGGGUCAUAGAGGCAACGAAGGCAAAGACAUGGAUGAUAAGGACAAUGAUUUCGUAGCCAUGGACCCCAAAGGAAUGGAUGGUAUGUGCAUGGAUGAUAAGGAUAAUGAGGAUGCAGGCAAGGAUGGCAUAGACAUGGAUGAUGUACACAUGCAAGGUAAAGGAAUUGAUAAUAAAGGCAUGGCUGGUUCAGACCUGAAUGAGUGUAUGGAAUACUUAGAGAUUGUGAAGAAGACUUUCAGGACUGUGGAAGAAGCCUACAUGUUCUACGUAGGCUAUGCGAGAAAAAAAGGGUUUGGUGUUAGAAAGGAUGAUCUGAAGUACAGGGAUCUGGGUCCGAAACAAAAUGCAUACAGAAGGACAUACAAGUGCUGCAAACAAGGAUGGCGGGCCCUUAAGCACUUUAACAGAGCUGAAAGAAAAAGAACACCGAUGGGUCUUUCUCGGUGUGGGUGUCCCGCUCUUUUUCAGGUUGAGCUACAAGAUAGCAGUGGCCUCUGGUUCGUCAAGAAUUUUGUGGACAAGCAUAACCAUCUGUUUGUCCCUGCUGACCUGACUCCGUACUUAUCGGCUCAUCGUAGAAUGACUGACGCACAAAAGGCCGAUGUCAUCGAGUAUGCUGUCGGUGGACUUCGAACACAUCAGAUUAUGAAUGUAAUGGAGAAGAAUGCCGGAGGUCCCGACAAGCUUGGAUUUAUAGAUCGAGAUCUAUACAACCAUGUUUCAAUCCAAAAGAAGCGCAAGAUAAAAGGCAGUGACGCUAGAUAUUUGCUCACCUAUAUGAUUGCACAGAAAAAAGCAGACCCGGAAUUCUUUUUCAAAUACACAAAAGACAGCGAAGACCAUUUGAGGAACAUAUUCUGGGCUGAUUCACAAUCCCAGAUUGACUAUGUUGCCUUUUGUGGUGUCGUGGUGUUCGACAGUAUAUAUCGGUCUAACAAGUACAUGCUUCCGUUUGUUCCAUUUAUUGGUCUGAACCAUCACCGCAGCACAGUUUUGUUUGGGGUCGGUCUAGUGUCAGACGAGACAGUUGCAUCAUACCAGUGGCUUCUUCAUGUAUUUUUGGAGGCAAUGUCCCAGACGGCACCCAUUUCAGCAAUCAACGAUGGGGAUGGUUCAAUGGCUAAAGCAAUAGCUACUGUCUGGACCGGAACAGAUCAUCGUCUGUGCAUGUGGCAUAUCGAGGAGAAUAUGGUGAUCCACCUCCGCAAGAAAAAGCUUGAGGAAUUUAGGGAAUUCAUAUACCGUCGUUGGGAUGUUGAUGAGUUUGAGAAAAGAUGGGACGCUUAUAAGGUUAGGUUCAAAAUAAAACCAACAGGCAAGAGGUCGUCAUGGGUUAACAGGAUGUACGAGCUGCGACACAAAUGGGCUGCUGCGUACACAAAGGAUAGAUAUUUCCUAAGCAUGAUGAGUAAUCAGAGGAGUGAGUCUCUCAACUCAAGGCUUCAUGUGCACCUGAACAGGAAGAUGCAGCUUGUUGAUUUGUUGCAGCAUCUUGAGCAUUGUGUAUCCAUAAUGCGUAAGAAUGAAGCAGCAUUAGACGCAGUAGCGACACAUACGAUACCCUUCACUAAGCUGAAUGCACACCCUCUGGAGAUUGCUGCCUCUUAUAUUUAUACAACUAUGAUGGAUGCUAGAGAAUUGCAAGUUAAGGAUGGUAACGACUCAGAUGCUAAGGUUCCUACAGACUUGGAAGGUAAGGAUGCUGAGGACUUGCAUGCAAAAUGUUUGGAUGCUGAGAAUCCCAAUGACUUGGAAGGCAAGGAUGGUGUUGACUUGCAUGCAAAAAAUCUGGAUGCUAAGGAUCCCAAUGACUUAGAAGGAGCAAGACUGGACGCUGCAGCUUGUAAAUGUAAAAAGUUGGAAAGUCAGGAUUACCCAUGUGCACAUAUAUUCUACAUUCUGGAUCAUCUUGGUGUACGCACAUUUUCAAAAAAAAUUGUGAAGAAAAGAUGGACAAUGCAUGCCAAGCCAGCGUUCCCUUCCUCGAGGACUGCGAAUACUCAUGUAUAG
Molecule: messenger RNA, 2073 nt
Organism: Aegilops tauschii subsp. strangulata
Lineage: Eukaryota; Viridiplantae; Streptophyta; Magnoliopsida; Poales; Poaceae
Product: protein FAR1-RELATED SEQUENCE 5-like
Molecular function (GO): zinc ion binding
Source: RefSeq, a predicted model, not a curated record